AUGAAAUAUGCUAAAAAACUUGAAAAAGAUUUAAUAUCAGAGUGGAGUGAAAAGUAUGUUAAUUAUAAAAAAGCAAAAAAACUUGUAACAAGGAUUGCAAAAAAAAAAGAUCUAGGGAAAGCAGAUUAUGAGCAUUCACAUGAAAAACAAUUUACAGAUAAUUCAUUGGAAAAUCAAAAUUUAAAUGCUUUUUUAAACAAUAAUAUAAAUUAUGAUAAUUCAAAUAAUAAUUUCUUAAAAAAAAUAACCGAUCCAACAGAAUUAGUUCUAGAAGUAGACCCUGAAGCUGAUAUCAUUAAUAAAGAAAAAUCAGAUGAAAAUAAUAAGGAAAUUUCCCAGGACUCUCUUUCGCAAAAAUUGUCUGCUAAUGUUUCUGAUCUUACAAAUACAUCAUGUUUUUCAAAUUCUUAUACUCAAUAUAUACCUAGUUACAAAAAAACUCCUCUUAACGAUAUAAAUUCAGAAUUAUACUCCAAAUCACUUAAUAACAACUAUGAAAUAUCUCAGUUUUUUAUAUUUUUAAAUAAAGAACUUCGAAAAGUAGAUAAUUUUUAUAGAGAAAAAGAAAAAAAAGCAGAGCUGCGUUUACAGCAAAUUAAAGAGCAAUUAUAUGAAAUGGAUAAUAGACAUAAAAAUAAGAUACAUAUUAAUUCAAAAAAAAAGUAUUCACUUUUAAACUGGGAAAAUAGUUUUAUAACGCCAUUGCAUAAAAUUGUUACACUUUUUAAAUUAAAAAAGAAAUGUGAUGUUGACUAUCAAGAAUACCAAGUUUCUGAAAGUAUUACUUAUAAAGCUGCUAAAAAACGUCUCAAAACAGCUAUUAUUGAUUUUUAUCAUGAGGCAGAGCUUUUAAAAAGCUAUCGUAUAAUGAAUAUAGAAGCUUUUAGAAAAGCUUUAAAAAAAAUAACUAAAAUUACAGGCACCAAUUAUUUAAAAUUUUAUAUGCCUAAAGUUACUAAAAGUCAUUUUGGAUCUAGCAAAAUCAAUGAUAAUUUAAUAACGGAAGCAGAGGAUGUUUUUGCAUAUUAUUUUGAGAAAAAUGACAGAAAGAAUGCUAUAAAAAAACUUCGAACUAAACAAAAAACAACAGUAUACAUAUUUUUUUAUUUAAAUAUUACUACUAAUAACAAAAAGGAUCAUUCCUCCUCUUUACUUUGUGCUGGUUUAUAUCUUGGGAUUUCACUACCUCUAUUUAUAGAAGGAUUAGUAUAUGCAAAUAAAACAUUAAUUAAUGACUUUUCCUUAACAGUAAUAUAUCUUAUUGAAAUAUGGAAUGUUUUUUUUCUUAUAUUAUUAUUUUUGUUACUUUUUGGUCUUAAUUGUUAUAUAUGGACAAAAUCAAAAAUAAAUUACGCCUUUAUUUUUGAAUUUGAUACGAGUCAUAAUUUAAAUUGGAAACAAUAUUUGGAAAUACCAUCUGUCAUUUUUCUGUUAUUUUCGUUAUUUUUUUGGCUUACUUUUAAAAAUUUAUGGCAGCCUUUCGUCAAUUAUUAUCCACUAUUUUUUAUUAUAAUAACAACUAUAAUAUUAUUAAACCCGUUACCAUAUUUUUAUAGAGAAUCACGCAAAUGGUUUAUUAUUUCAAAUCUUCGUUUGUUUUUUUCUGGAUUAUGUUCUGUUGAAUUUCGUGAUUUUUUUAUGGGUGAUCAAUAUAAUAGUUUAGUAUAUUUAUUUUUCUGUUUUUAUAAUUAUCAUUUUAAAAAUCUAAUUCAAUGUGAUAUAUCACAUUUUAAAUUAAUGGGAUUUCUUCAGACAAUUCCAGGGAUUUUUCGUUUUUUACAAUGUUUAAGAAGAUACUAUGACUCUAGACAUGUAUUUCCACAUCUUAUCAAUGCAGGAAAAUACGCAUGUGCAGUCUUAACAUAUACUUUUUUUUCUAUUUGGAAAAUAAAUAGUCAUUCAAAAUGGAAAAUCAUAUAUAUUACUUUCGCUUCAAUAAAUUCUAUUUAUACUAGUUUCUGGGAUUUAUUUAUAGAUUUUUCACUUAUGCAGCUAUACGCAGAGCGUCCACUUCUGAGGAAUAAUUUAAUAUUUAAGCAUUAUUGGGUUUAUUACUUAAUAAUAGUUUUUGAUCCAAUAUUAAGAUUUUCAUGGGUACUAUAUUUCAUUUUUAUCAAAAAUAUUCAAUAUUUACAUCUCAUUACGUUUAUUAUCGCUGUAAUUGAGGUUUUUCGAAGAUUCUUAUGGAAUAUAUUUAGAGUUGAAAAUGAACAUUCAACUAAUGUUUUAUAUUUUAGAGUUAGUCGUAAUAUACCAUUACCUUAUACGUUUUCUACUUUAGAAAACAAAGAUCAAGAAAUUGUUGUGGAAAAUAACAUAGGAUCAAAGAAAAAAUAUUCAAAACGUCCUUUUUUCAACAACAUUGCGAUUUCAUUAUUUCAACUAAAACAUCGUGAAGAUUUUACACAUAGGAAACCUAAUUACUUAAAUAACAAAAAGAAUCUUAAUGAAAUUAACAAUGAUAGAAAUAUUUUUACUUUUCUAAACGGUUUAAAAAAUAAAAGAUAUUCAUCAUAA
Pneumocystis carinii B80 is the source of this 2517-nucleotide messenger RNA. RefSeq lists its product as hypothetical. Lineage: Eukaryota; Fungi; Ascomycota; Pneumocystomycetes; Pneumocystales; Pneumocystaceae. The record is from RefSeq and is a predicted model, not a curated record. The transcript is spliced from 15 exons. Gene Ontology annotation, biological process: phosphate ion transport; cellular response to phosphate starvation. Bases 1 to 2517 code for a protein of 838 amino acids. Gene Ontology annotation, cellular component: cytoplasm; plasma membrane; Golgi apparatus. Gene Ontology annotation, molecular function: inositol hexakisphosphate binding.